GAAAUGGCUUCAAUCUCUCUCUCAUUCUAUUCCGCCGGAAAUCUAGGCGAGCGAGUGAAAGGAGCGGCAGGCGAACCACCAGCCUAACCCCAAAUCCGGCGACGAUGGCUCCCAAGCGCAAGUCCCCGGCGGCGCCGGCGAUGUCGCCGAGGAAGACGCGGAGCAUGGCUGCGGGGAAGCGGGGCGUGGUGGCGCCGGCCAAGGAGGAGGAGGAAGAGGCUGUGGCGGUGCCGGUGCAAGCGGCGGCUGGGCUGAAAGGGAGGAAGAAGGGCAAGAAGGAGGAGGCGGCGGCGGCCGUGGUGGAGAAGGAGGAUGCAGAUGCGGUGCCGGUGCCGCCUGCGGCAGCGGCGGCCGGGCAGAAGGGGAAGAAGAAGGCUAAGAAGGAGGAGGAGGAGACAGUGGUGUCGCCUCCCGCGGCAGCCAAGCAGAAGGGGAGGAAGAAGGCCAAGAAGGAGGUCGCGGCGGCGGCGGAGGAGGAGGAGGAGGAGGAUGACGGUGCUGCCGUGGAAGACGGGAAGCGCGUCGUCGUCGAAGCUUGCACCCAGUGCCAGCAUUUUAAGAAAAGAGCUUUGAAGGUGAAGGAGGUUUUGGAAAGUGCUGUCCCUGGGGUUUCCGUCAUAAUCAACCCUGAAAAGCCACGCCGUGGGUGUCUUGAGAUACGCGAAGAAGGCGGUGAAGUCUUCAUAUCACUGCUGAACAUGCCUAGGCCCUUCACAGCGAUGAAGAAGCUCGACAUGGAUGAGGUCAUCCAGGACAUUGUCAAGAAGAUUUCCUAAAUCUGAUCAGGCAUUCAUUCAUUGGAGGCCCCCCUUUUACGAUGGAAAGCAUGAGCGUUCAGGGCUAAUUUUGUGUAGGAACUUGAUACCAGUGUCCGUAAAAUGUGGUAUCACUGGUCUGUUAAGUAUGCGUCUGUUGUAGCUGAGACAUGUCGAACUAAUCGGAGUGGCAAAUGGAUAUUAAUGCUCAGUCGUCCAUGUUCCAGAUGUGUGAUCUUGUAUGUGCUUUCUGUGCUGAUCAUGGCCUUGGUUGUUUCCUCA
Messenger RNA from Brachypodium distachyon (stiff brome), 1037 nucleotides. Its product is annotated as selenoprotein H. Gene Ontology annotation, cellular component: Golgi apparatus. Lineage: Eukaryota; Viridiplantae; Streptophyta; Magnoliopsida; Poales; Poaceae. The coding region runs from base 105 to 776 and encodes 223 amino acids. The record is from RefSeq and is a predicted model, not a curated record. The transcript is spliced from 4 exons.